Messenger RNA from Pseudonaja textilis, 3412 nucleotides. The record is from RefSeq and is a predicted model, not a curated record. Lineage: Eukaryota; Metazoa; Chordata; Lepidosauria; Squamata; Elapidae.
GGAAAACGAAGUUCAAACAUUAAUCUACAAUGGCAGACAAGAGACCAAAGGCUGACGCCACAUCUUGCAGUGUACUAAGUUGGGAACAGGUCAGCCGCUUGCAUGAGAUCCUAUCAGAAGUAGUGCUAAUUCAUGGACGGGGCAAUUUUCCAACGCUGAAGAUAACUUUGAAGAAGAUCAUACAAACUGUUCGGAGCAGGCUGGAAGAAGCAAGCAUUCUCGUGCACGACGUUCGACUGAAUGGUUCUGCAGCUGGUCAUGUCUUGGUUAAAGAUAACGGACUGGGUUGUAAAGAUCUAGAUCUUGUUUUUCAGGUGUCCCUUCCAAGUGAGACUGAGUUCCAGUUGGUCAAAGAAGUGGUGCUGCAGUCCCUUUUAAAUUUCUUGCCUGAAGGUGUGAACAAACUCAAGAUUACUCCCAUGACUCUUAAGGAGGUAUAUAUUGAAAAGUUGGUGAAGGUAUCCACUGAAAAUGACCGAUGGAGCUUAAUAUCUCUUUCUAACAGGCAUGGCAGAAAUGUAGAACUCAAGUUUGUGGAUCGUAUACGGCGGCAGUUUGAGUUCAGUGUGGAUUCUUUUCAAAUAAUAUUAGACUCCCUGCUUUUUUAUUACAAGUGCUCAGCAAACCCAAUGUCAGAGCAUUUCCAUCCAACUGUCAUUGGGGAAAGUAUGUACGGCGAUUUUGAGGCCGCCUUUCUUCAUCUUAAGAACAGACUGAUAACUACCAAGAACCCUGAGGAAAUUAGGGGAGGCGGGCUCCUCAAAUACAGUAACCUUCUUGUGAGGGAUUUCCAGCCUAUGGACAAAGAGGAAAUCAAAACCUUAGAGCGCUACAUGUGCUCCAGGUUCUUCAUAGACUUCCCAGAUAUUCUGGAACAGCAGCGCAAAUUGGAAACCUACCUGCAGAAUCACUUUGCGGAAGAGGACAGAAGCAAAUAUGACUACCUAAUGACCUUGCGGAAAGUGGUGAAUGAGAGCACAGUAUGUCUCAUGGGGCAUGAACGUAGACAGACACUGAACUUGAUCUCCCUUUUGGCCCUCAGAGUUCUUGUGGAGCAAAACAUCAUCCCUAACGCUAAUAAUGUCACUUGCUAUUACCAGCCAGCACCCUAUGUUAGUGAUGCAAAUUUCAGCAGCUACUAUGUUGCAGAUACUUAUGGCCAGGUAUGUCCCACCUGGUUGCCUUGCAAUUGAUUCCUUGUCUUCGUGUGCCUCUAUUCAACCAGAAUGGAGCGUUUCCUAUAUUUCUCUUAGCUGCUUAAAUAGGACUAAUGUUACCAAGCUUUAGUCAGGUCAUAACAUAGUACUGCCUUUCAUAAAAGAAAAUCUCUUUUCUAUCUGUCCUAAUGUGUGUCUGCUAUUUUUAAAGCUGAAGUCUGAAAGAUGAUGUCCAGCGACACCAGAACAAUAAUAGAUGCUUAAUUGCUUUCAUGCUAUCUUACUUUUUGAAGUUUCAUUGUCUGCAAGUUCUGUUCCCAAUUUAAUGGAAGUAAUGAAGACUAAUCUGGUAUUCUUGUGCAGGAAAAAUAGCUAUAUUGUAGCACAUAAUUAGCUGAUCAAAACCCCACUAAAAGGAAUGGAAUUGAAGCAGUUUAAUGUAGAUAGCAUGACAGCUAUUUUCCUGAAAGUCUUAAUCAGUUUCCUUCUAGCACCAUAGCGGUAAUAAUGAAAUCGUCUUUAAAAAGGAAAAUCCUUACAUUCUAUUUGGUACGUUUUAGUUUAAAGAAAUUGGAUACUGGCAACUUUGUGCUGGCAGAAAUGGCUUCCAGAAUACAUAGCUUUCAUGAUCUCUUCUUCUCACAAGCUUCAUCAGAAGUAUUUUGAGACCUUCCUUAAAGAAGGAAGGUGGCAGCAAUGGAGGCAAAGAAAGUCUAAAUAUUUUUAGGAGGGCAGCAUUGGCAAUGGGGAGUUCUUGAUUUGUAGCAAUCCCAAAGCAGAAGGCCUGUUCCAUGAUUCCUUCUAGCCUGAUUGGAAGACUGCCAAGCAAAGAAGGAAACAGGAAAGUACUUUUGCAAGGGUAAUAUUGAAUAUUUGCCUUUUCUUAAUAGUACAAUCCAAACAUUAUGUGGAAAACUUCAUAGAUAGUAAAACAAUUCAUGGAAAACAGAGGUUUAUGAAUCUGCUGUUUGGAAUUCUAUUUUCCCCUGAAACUGGGCAUAUACAGAAUAUGGAGUUAGUAUUUUUCUAAAAUUAUAUUGAAACUAUAGAUUUUUUUAAAAAAAUAUUUUCAAUCAAGAUGAAAAUCUCAAGAAAUGAAUGCAAACCAGAAGAAAAUAUAAAUAUAUGGAACCAGAUUUUGGGCGGGUAGUAAGGAUAGGAAUUUAUGCUAUGGAUUAUGUGAGAAGCAAUAACUGCAGUGAGAAAUGAUGGUUUUGAUAGUUACCUGAGAAUAAAAUACUUCAGUUAGCACUCCGUUAACACUCCCAAGUUCUUGAAAAAAGUUCUCAAAAAUGAGUUCAGUUUAAAACAGUUAUAAAUUCCUAACUCUUGCUAUUCGGGGUUUAUUGAUACUUGUAGAUUUUUAAGAAGCCUCUUAAAGUUCAAAGGUAUAGAAAGAAAAGAAAGGCCCUCAGUCACAGCUGGUGAAUAAAUGAAGGUUUUGUGAGAAGGAAAUCUGUCAAGCAUGCUUCGACAGUUCCACUGUCUUUUUCAUAAAGAAGAGGGUUCAAAAUACUUGUGCAGGAUUCUUUCUCAAUUGCACUUUCUUGGCAGCAAAGCUAAUACCCAUAAGGAAUACUUUGCUACAUUAUUGAAGAAAUUCAUGGUUGAUUAGCAUAGAUUUACCAAAUCCAGAUCUCAGCAGAACCCCCGAAAUUCCUAAAUUGUCUAUUAAAUACAGAAAGAAGAUAGAUCAUGCUCGACCUAUAGAGUUUUUUUACAGGUUUUCUAUUGCAAAAGGAUAUUUAUUAAAUUGGUAUAUUUGUCUUAUAGUAUAAGCAUAACAUUUCCAAGGAAAGGAAAAAAGGGUAAGAAUAGGACAGUGUAAUGACAAAGAAAAACAUUUUGGAAAUGUUCAUUACUGAGUAAUAGAAAUCCUUAAAUUUCUCUCAAUAAAAGUUCAAAAUAGGAUAGCUUUUGUAAAAGUAGCAUUUCUUCUGUAACUUAGAGAUAAAUUCUUAUCUGUGGAAAGGUGGAUGACCUUGGCAGUGCUAAAGUGGCACCACCUUGUUGAAUUCCUUCUUGAAUCAAACAGAUAAGCAGAAAAAUAUUGAGCCUGUUUCAGUUUCUGUAGUUAAGCUACAUGUUUUGCUUGACCAUAUCAAAUUGCCUGAAUAUUGUUGAAAUUAAUUGCACUGGAUUAUUCAAAAACAAAGCUAAACAGUAAAAAUCACAAUUUGAUGUUCAUGAAAAGAUUUAUUCUGCUUCCUGUUGCAGAAUUGCACCUUGGGGUAAGAGGGGAAUAUAAAAUAGAA